GAGUGCCGUGGACGACGCCGCGCUGAACGCCAUGCGCCACUUGCACUCCUGCUACCACACGUUGAGCGGCCAGUGCAUCUUCAGAAAGGAUCUGAUGCGCGACUCCGCCAGCAGGUUCGUGACCUUGUUUGCCUCUCUUGCCGCGCUGCAGCCGAGGAAUUGGCGCGUCAAGCCGAAGGCGCACCUGCUCCUCGAGAUGGCCUUCGCGGGAGGGCAGCCGUGGCUGUGCUGGACCUACGGGGGCGAGGACUUCGGGGGCAGCGUGGGCCACGCGGCGAACAGGCAUCUCAGUCAUGCCAACGCGACCGAGGAGGCCCUGAAGAUAGCGUCGGAGUUCAGGUGCGAUGAGUGCGAGGCGAAGGCUGACCCGAAGCCCUUUCGACCAGCCGCUCCUGACAUCGCGCAGCCGCCCCUCCGGUCCAUCGGCAUGGGCGUGAAGGAGCUGCUCUCGUGGUUACCAAACCAGACUCUCAGGGCGCCGUGCAUCGUCUGCGAUGCGUCCUCGCUGCAGUCCAUGACGCCGUUCAAUGAGGGCGACGAGGAGGUGGCGAGCGACCUGCUCCGCAUGCGCCGCGACAACUGGACGAGACCCCACAUGCGACCGAAGCGGCUUCGACUGGAUCCGGCGAAGCCCCACGUCUCCCAGGUGUUCACCAGCGCCAUGGAGCGCGACGGCACCACCAUGCUGGACACGGCCGGAGGCGCCAAGGAGCAGAACGGGAAGGUGGAGCGGCACGGCCAGUGGUUUGCCCAGAUGCUGCACGCCGUGAUCGCGGAGGUCCAGCCGCAGGAUCGCGGAGAGUGGCGGGAGUGCGUGGCCCAGGUUCAGGAGGCGAGAAUUAAUUCCCUGAGCCCGGCGCAGAUCACGUUCAGGCGGAACCCCGAGGUUCCCGAGGACCUCUUGGUGGACUCGCCGGACAUCGUUGCGAACAGCGCGGUGCUGCAUGACCCGCCGGCCAUCUUCGCGGCUCGAGUGCGAGCCGUCGCUGGGCGCCAGCCGUCGAGCUACAACGACCAGCGCGCCACCCGAGCGGCCUUGGACGCGAGGCCGCGGCGCCGCAUCACGUGCAAGCCAGGGGGCAUGGUGGCCGUUUGGAGGAAGGGCACGAAGGGCGGAGGUGGCUUCUGCAGACUCGCCGAGCCCACUACCGGUGCAUGGAGGCCAGGCUUGUACGCGGGUGCGGCGCGUGGCAACUACUGGAUCGCCGUGCCGGGGUGCGUUCUGAAGGCGUCGCCGGAGCAGUUGAGGAUGGCCAGCGCCGAGGAGCGCGCAGCGUGGCGCCCCGUCGAGGGCUCGCUGCGGUCGCACACCAUUGACUUGGACAGCAUGAAGGCGCAGUACUACCACGACAUCACUGCCGAGGAGGUGAAGCGCGCCCGCGUGCACGGGCAGGGCGCGAAGCGCGGUCCCUUCCCGUCAGCGUCGGACCAGGUCAAGCAGCCGAAGGCGCAGUUGACUUUGGCGGUGAUGGCGGCCGAGGACAGCGAGGACGACGACGAGAUUUUGGCCGUGGACGAAGAGGAGGUCAUGCUGGCGGGAGGGCACGCCAAGGAGUGCGACGAGCUGAUCAACAGGACCAAGGCGUGGCGUCCACUACCGCUGGAGGAGUCGCGCCGAUUGCGAUCAACAAAGCCGGAGCGCAUCACGAAGCCCCGGCCGGUGCUGACGGAGCGGGAGGACGAGGUUAAGUGUCGCAUGACCAUCCAGGGCUUCCAGGACCCGGAUCUGCUGGAACUGGUGAGGGCCGGAUGGGCUCAGGUUCCGAUUCUGUCGUCCAACGGCCGAGCGUUCGUGCUGCGGACCAUCGCCUCCGCGAAGUUCCCGAUGGCCAUCGGUGACGUGGAGGGCGUCUUCCUGGAGACUGAUGCUUCUCUUGCUCCCGCCGAGCACGGGGCCAUCUACGUGUACUUGCCGUCCGAGUUCCUUCCUGAGGACAUGCCUGAGGACCGGCUGUGCGAGCUCUGGUGGCUGACGUUCAGCAAGUACCUCGCCGAGGAGCUGGGUUUCAUGCGACAUCCCCUUGACCCGUGCGUCCUGAUGCUAUCCGAGGACAUCGGGGACACCAGGGACUUUGACUUGGGCGAUUACCGCGUGAUCGAGGGCUCGGGCCUGGAACCGCGUCGCGAUGCACGCCCAGGCGACCUGCGCGGGGUCAUCGGCCAGCACGUCGACGACGGGGUCUUCGGCGGAAGAGGCGCGAAGUGGGUUCAGGCCAUCGCCAGGCUGAAGGGGAAGUUUCCAUGCCGGAAGUGGAACGACCAGGAGGGCGAGUUCGUCGGCUCGAAGCUGCAGCAGCUCGCCGACUACACCAUCGUGCAGUCGCAGCGCCAGUGCGCCAGUGAGGAGAUGGAGCGA
Prorocentrum cordatum is the source of this 2356-nucleotide messenger RNA. The record is from the annotation of a GenBank genome assembly. NCBI's taxonomy places the organism in Eukaryota, Dinophyceae, Prorocentrales, Prorocentraceae.